Messenger RNA from Anthostomella pinea, 1728 nucleotides. The record is from the annotation of a GenBank genome assembly. Lineage: Eukaryota; Fungi; Ascomycota; Sordariomycetes; Xylariales; Xylariaceae.
AUGUCCCGAGACGUACGACAGAAGCACCCGACCACACCCGUCAAGGUCGCCAAACGGCGAGGUUCCGACACCUCGUCGUCGUUGGACCUCUCCGACGACGGUGGCUACUCCGGCGUAGAAGACAUCAGCGAUUCUGAAGAUGACAACGAGGACGAUGUAAACGCGGCCGAGGAGGAGCAUAUACUCACUCAUGGAGUGCAUCAAAGCAUUCCGAGCUCCCCUCGGCCCGUCGAAGACGACGACGACGAAGGAGACGACGAGGAAGAUGAUGGCGAGGAUGACUCCGAAGGAGACGAUGACGAUGCCGAAGAGAACAGAAGUUGGAACGGCAUUGUCUCUGAGCCUGACUCCGACGAGGGUGCCAUUGAGCAGGAAGAGCAGGGAGACACUGUCAUCCAACGUCGUGUCCGUUUUGAUGUCCCUGAGUCUUCGGACGGCGAUUCAACCGAGACGGACGACGACAUCGGGAAUGAUUUCUUCCCAGAUUUGUUUGUCGAUAAGAGCACACUCGACCCUUCGUUUCGUCGUGAGAUCGAGUACGACCACGACCCCUACGAUUCCUCCGAAUUGGAUGCAUUUUGGGAUCCUGACCGCGACGGCAUCACUUUUAGUGCCGAUGCUCUCGUCGACCACACCAGCACAGAUUUCCAUGCCCUCAUGCACGCCAUGGAAGAUGAUGAUAGCACCCCUGUCGCCACGCCCAUGACACAUCAUGACUUAUCGUCGACUGCGGUUUCGACACCCGCGCCAUCACCUGAAAUAGAUGACGAAUCCCUCAACGGGUAUCAAUCCGAUGGUGACACUACCGACGAAGAAGAUCCUCCUGAGAAGCCUCCCCGACGUAAGACUCGAAGAGAGGUUGUGGAGAAUGAUUCCGACUCGGACGUUGUUACACUCCUCAGGCCUCGUCGUGGUCAGCCUCGUGUUGGACGCUUCACCCUCGACAAAUCCUACAAGAAGCCCAUUGCCAUUGUCAACCCCAGGACGGGCAAGAUGAUGAUCUUCACCCACCAAAACAUGGGAAGAGGUUUUGAUCUGUCACCUGAACAGUUCAACUUUGACGAAUUCCUUGGUCAUACCCAAUCGUCUCCUAUGUUGAGCAAUCCUGGCAACAUCAUGAUGAGUGGCAUGAUCUCCUCUAGCACCUAUGGCGAUUUCAUGAAUACCCAUGCGGUCGGUCCUGCGGAAGCCUGGUACUCUCAGACACCAGACACCAACACCAUAGAGGAGUCAUCCGAGUCUGGUGACCAACUCGUGGACGAAGAAGAGAACAAUCUCACAUUCGAAGACUUCCUCACUAUUGAUGAUUCAUCCGAAGAUGAGAAUGACGACAACGAAGGUGACGACGUCUUCCUUACUCCCGGACGUCCCACUACCUCCGGGAGUGACAUGACCUCGCUGCUCGACCAUUUCGAGCAGAACUCGAAUCUUGUCGGCGCUUUUCGCAGAGAUCAAGCGAACCAUCAGUUGAUUAGCCGUAGCAAAGCUACUCGCGAAUCGCUUGCGUUUUCUGGGCCGACGCUCGAGGGUACGCUUCGCGGCAUCAAGACCGGGAGACUUGCUACCACCAAUGUCCCCAUCUCGCCUUUGCGCAAGCAGAAGCGGAUGCCCGAAGUGGCCAGCAGCCCGUUGUCAUCCUUAUCGCAGAAGAGAAAGGCGUCGUCCGAAACCCAAUUUGGUCACAAGCGCCAAAGAAGCGUCCCGGAUGUCGAGCCGCUCAGAAUCUGA